Pocillopora meandrina is the source of this 2953-nucleotide messenger RNA. NCBI's taxonomy places the organism in Eukaryota, Metazoa, Cnidaria, Anthozoa, Scleractinia, Pocilloporidae. The record is from the annotation of a GenBank genome assembly.
CUGAAAUACGACAUUGACUUGACAACUGGUGCCAAUUUUUAUUAUCGCGGAUCGAAGGUGAGUUACAAAUCGAUUUUUCGAAAUCAUUGCCUUUGGAUAUAUAUGAUAACAAUAAUUAAUGUUUAUACAAAUUUUUGUGUAGUCGAUCAUUCGGUAUUUCGUUUCUUUUUUCAUUUUAAUUUUUCUUCUUCUUUAGAACGCUUGUGACAAGAGUCCUUACUGCAAAAAUAACGCAACUUGCCAGUCUGGAUUUACACUCAAGGGAUAUCGAUGUUUCUGUCCUUCUGGAUUCGAAGGAGAAUAUUGUGAAAAGGGUAUGAGUCAACACUUGAAAUGAACAUAUAUGAGAUUUUUUUCUGAUUUUCAUGCUGGUAUGACAACUGUUCUUUAGUUGCUGAAAGUGGCGUGAAUUUCUCUCAUUGUAUAACGUGCUGAAACUUAGAAUCUAAGAAAAAUUUCUUACUAUAUUUUAUUGAGCGUGUAUAAUGUAUUCUUCUUUUGCUCGUUUGUAUAUUUUCAUUUUGUUUUGUUUUGGUUUGGCUGCUUAUUUGUUGUUUUUUGUUUUGUUUUCUGCCUUUGUUUUUGGUCUCGUUUUUUGUUUUAUUUUGUAUUUUUUUUAUUUACCUUGAAUGUUAGACGCCUUUCCAUGGCAAAAUAAGAGCGGUUUAUAUGUGUGUCGAAUGCUCAAUAUAGUAACUGCAAGGAGAGCUUAGAAAUGAUAGCUUAAUUGAAAGUUACCACCAGAGAACCAGUUAAAGCAGGAAGCUACAAAUAAAUUGAGGUUUUCGUGAAUUGCUGAGUUCCUAUGGCUCUAGAUAGAAACCAAAAUGCUUAUGCUUUAGUUGAUAUUUUAUUCAUGUAUUUUUUUUUGUCCUUCUCUCUCUUUAAUUUUACAACAGAUACUGAUAAAUGCGAAGCAUUCGUCGGCAAAUGCCACAAGGAGGCUACGUGUAAUAACACAAACGGAUUAUACGUGUGCACAUGCAAAGCCUUUAGAUUCUUGUUGAAUAGUGCAAUGAGAUUUUUUUUUUUGGUUGUUUGAUGAUGUUUAUCUUGCUAACUUGGCAAGCCACGUUUUAAUUGUUCAAAAUAGGUGAGACAGUUACCUCACUAAAAGUUAUUAAAAGAUAGGUUUCUGCAUAGACAACUUUUUUUUUCAUCAGGCACGACAAUCUCGCGUUCUCGAGUAAAAGGUUGAAAACAGCCAUGGCUUGCACUCUUAAACGAGGUAAUGGCUUAUACGCGGCAAUUUUGCAUAAUUUUGAAAUCCCAUUUUUUUUAUCUGUGAUUUCAUAGACAUUGACGAGUGUAAAGGAAAGCACUCUUGUCAUGAGAAUGCAAACUGCACCAACACCAUUGGAUCACAUGUGUGCGAUUGUCAGCCUGGAUAUACUGGAAGUGGACAAAAUUGCACAGGUGAAUUCGGAAUAGCAAGGAAAUACGGUCAUGGAUGAUUUAUUUGAGUUCGUUCUUUCUUUUGUUGUUUAUAUAGCGUGCUUUGUGCUCCCUUAGCAAAACCAGGGGAAGGUUAUAGCUUCUUCUUUAGAUAACACAGUAAAGGUUUAUGCACGGCAAUUUUUGCAUAAUUUUGAAAUCCCAUUUUUUCAUCUGUGAUUUCAUAGACAUUGACGAGUGUAAAGGAAAGCACUCUUGUCAUGAGAAUGAAAACUGCACCAACACCAGUGGAUCACCUGUAUGCGAUUGUCAGCCUGGAUAUACUGGAAAUGGCCAAAAUUGCAUAGGUGAAUUCGGAAUAGCAUGCGGUCAUGGAUGAUUUAUUAUAGUUCGUUCUUUUUAGUUGUUUAUAUAACGUGUUUUGUGCUCCCGUAGCAAAACAAGUGCAGUUUAUAGCGGUUGCUUAAGAUAGCCUCCACUGUACCAAUAUGAAAAAUAUUGAAAAAUAGCAGUUUGACUUACAGGUCCAACCCGAGAAUCGCAUUAAACCAAAAAUUGCAAACGAGUAUUCCACUUUUUUCAUAUACAUGCACAUGUAUGACUUUUGCAUAAAAAACAACUCACAUUUGUCAUUCUUUUCUCUUUCUUCUCUUUCUUCUUCUUCUUCUUCUUUUUUUUGACAUUCGUUGUAGCUUGAUUAUGACGAAAUGUGUAUGUUCUCUUUCAGACAUCGACGAAUGCGGUGAAGCUAAUGCCGUGAAAAUUAAUAACUGCCAUCCAAAUGCCUCUUGCACUAAUAUUCAGGGCUCAUACAGCUGUUCCUGUAAUCUUAAAUACAUCGGGAAUGGUAUAAACUGUGAAGGUACGUUUGGUAUCUGCCAUGCCAUUAAAUUAGUUAAGAUGGCUAUAGGUUAGACUCGAUCUGAAUCUUUCCUAUUCAGGUGGGCAUUAACGACCAUAUUGCUGCUUAGUUGUAUAUAAACUACGUUAGCUGCGCGUUAAUUCUGCCGAAAGCUGUCUUUGAUGCGUUAUUGAAGAAAGAGGAAACACAAAUUCAGAGACUGCUUUUCGUAGUUUAUAAAUUUUAUUUCCCAUAUUUAUUUACUUCACCUCUCUUUUUUUAAAGUAGUUGUCAUUUCUAAUAACCAAAGUCCUGUUGUAAUAAUUAUUCCAAUUUGUAGCCGAUCCAUGCUAUCAUUAUAAAAACCUGACUGAUGCCAACAGAAAUAUAAGUUACGUUACACCUUACGGUUCAGCGAUGUGUGACAACCAACUCUCUGAGGGAUGGUAUCGUCUUGUGGGAGCUGCAGGCACAAAAAUGCCAACAACCCGUGUGCCAGCAUUCAGAUGUGGUACAGACUGGUCAGGUUGGUUGGAUGGCUCUCAUCCUACAGUGGAAGAUGGUGAAGUUCAAAGGAAGGUCUGCUUUAGUGGUCGCGAUACUGGUUGCAGAUAUUCGAACAGGAUUUCUGUGAAAAACUGUGGAUCAUACUAUAUCUACAAACUUUUGAAGCUUUCAGGCUGUGUUGCACGUUACUGUGGUACAGGCAGAAGCUAA